This is a messenger RNA of Aspergillus ochraceoroseus IBT 24754, 1604 nucleotides long. Its product is annotated as Zn(II)2Cys6 transcription factor. The record is from RefSeq and is a predicted model, not a curated record. Bases 51 to 1604 code for a protein of 517 amino acids. The transcript is spliced from 4 exons. Gene Ontology annotation, biological process: regulation of DNA-templated transcription. Lineage: Eukaryota; Fungi; Ascomycota; Eurotiomycetes; Eurotiales; Aspergillaceae. Gene Ontology annotation, molecular function: DNA-binding transcription factor activity, RNA polymerase II-specific; zinc ion binding.
CUUAAUUUCCUAGCUGCUUCUGGUAUUCUCCUCGUUGUCCAGCCCUUUCCAUGGUAUAUCGAGGGAAAUUGAGUCCCGCCUGUGGAUGGUGUCGCAUCCGCCGUCUGAAAUGUGACCAGCAGCGCCCCUCUUGCUCGCAGUGCAUCCGUGGCAAUCGCCUGUGCUAUGGGUAUCGCGAUGUCUCAGCGGGUAGAUUCUGCGACCAGAGCGCCGAGGUGAGAGGCAAGCAUUCUGAGGAUGAAGAAACCUCAAUCCAGGUGUUCUCUGCUGUCCCUUUCCCCACUGCGUCACCAGUUAAGCGGCGGAGACUGGGUGGUCAAUCAGAGUUCGCCAUGCUGCAACAGAUAUCCAUCCCGCUCAACGACCAGGGCACAGCCUUCAUCCUAGCUCAUUAUGUGGGCGGUAGUGGCCUCAAUCAGGCCCGAGGGCAUCUGGGCUUCCUGCCCAAGAUAAUGUCGUCUCAGUCAGGGCUUGCCAUCACUACGUCGAUCAAUGCCGUGGGGUUGGCAGCCUUGUCGAAUAUUCAUAUGUCCCCGCAGCUUAUGCUCACUGCACGACAGGAGUAUGUCAAGGCCCUGGCCGAGACCAAUAUCGUGCUCAGCGACCAAGUCUUGUCCAGGUCAAAUGCCACCCUAACCGCCGUCAUGCUCCUGAGCAUGUAUGAAGUCAUGACCUGUCAAGGUCCUCCCCUGAUAGACCGAUGGUUGGAUCAUGUUGAAGGGUUUGCGAGACUCGUCGAGCUGCGUGGGCUCGAGCAGCUCGAAGACGCCGUUGGAAUGGAGUUGUUCAGUCAAUUUCGAAUGAACAUUGUUCUGGGUAACAUCUGGCUGAAAGCGCCUACCCCCGCUUGGUUGAUUACCUAUUCCAAUGACGCUUUUGCCCGUCGCGAUCCAAAAGAAAGGCCUAGUGAUGAGCUCUUCUUCCUUCUCGCGCAAGUCUGCGAUUUAUGCGCCACAAUGCGAGACGGUCUGCUCCAAGAACCAGUCACGGUGAUCAGAACUGCCCUCCAGCUAGACGCGGAACUAGUCUCUCGUGCAAUGUCGGUUGAUUCUACCUGGCACUAUACCGUGAUCGAGAUGCCUCCGACUGCUACUCCCCAACCCGCGCACAUCUACGGAGACCAAUACCACCUCUACCCCAAUAUUGAUGUGAUUUCGUGGUGGAACUACUACCGCGUGGCGCGUCUGAUUCUCCACCAACUGGUCGCAUCAUUCUCCGACCUUCUUGGACGCCGGCACGCAGCCACUAGCCGCGAGUACCGACAGAGCCUCGCCCAGAGCGUUACUCUCUCCCGGCAGUUGGCAGAGGAUAUCUGUGCCAGCGUGCCGUACUUUUUUGGGGCUACGGAGACAUUCCCGGGCAAGGGGCUCGGGGGGGGCCGUACAGUGGGAGUGAUUCGUACUAUAUGGCCUCUGUUCAUCGCCGCUGAUUGUAUCGGGACGACCCCGAGCAUGAUGGUAUGGAUCUCGCAGUGUUUGAUGAAGAUCGGCCGUAGUCUGGGGAUCCAACAGGCCGUGGCGAUGGCGGAGCUUCUCAGUGGUGAUAAGCAUCUGGACUGGCUGACUGUAGAGCUUGAAAAGGUAGGAAUCCGAGAGAGGAUAUGA